Molecule: messenger RNA, 1934 nt
Organism: Papaver somniferum (opium poppy)
Lineage: Eukaryota; Viridiplantae; Streptophyta; Magnoliopsida; Ranunculales; Papaveraceae
Exons: 8
Coding region: 204-686 (160 amino acids)
Source: RefSeq, a predicted model, not a curated record
CAUUUUCCACACACAUUUUCUCUUCUACAUUUCUUAUUCAUCCACGCUGGACCCUAAACGAGACGGUAUCUAGGGUUCACUGGAUCAUCAGUUUCCUUCUGCUACCACCAGUUCUUCUUCUCAAUCUCCCUCUCUACCACCACCACCACCACCACUUUGUCAAAGGUUAAAUAGGCAUGGGUUAAAAUUGAUUCACCCAACCAAUGGAUGAAUCAUGUGAAAUGCCUGAGGCACAAAAAGGUGCAGGUGGAAAGACAAUUGGGGCUUCACCUAAAGUACCCAAAACAGGCUUAAAGGUGGGAUUACUUGAAGAUGUUGCUCUAUCAGCACCUCGUGAUCUUGUUAAGGUGUCUAUUUCAGGUGCAAUGCCGGUGAUGCCACCUCCAGCUACAAGUGAGGCACAAAUGGCUUCGCCUGAAGUACCCAUAAAAGGUUUAAAGGAGGAAUUACUUGAAGAUAUGGCUACGGCAACACCUCUUGAUCUUGUUACAGGCACCACAAUACUUAGUGGAGAUUAUGAUUUUGGGAUCCUUGUAGGUGGUGACAGCUUAGCAAUUAACCCUGAUGGAACACCUGAUAAAGAACCGGUUCAAAAGGUUUAUCGCUUGGGGGGUGAUCCACGAAGCUAUAUGUUAUAUGGUCAAGUGGAACCGCGUGGUAUUGCAGGCGCGUCCGUGAGUAUUUGAUCAAUAAGAUUGAAAAAAAACAUAGGAAGGGGAGAGUUUUAACGUCAAGAAAGGGUGCAACAUAUGCAAAGAGGUUUCUUAAUAUCCCAGUGGAGGUGUUGAAGAAUAAUGUACCAGGAGAUUUUUUAGACUUUGAUAAAAUGAUUUGUGGGGUAACACUUGGUAUGUAUGAGCCGAAGGAGGAAGUGAAGUCAAAGAAGAUACAGAAGUCAAGCAAGAAACAUAAGUCUAAUAAGAGAACACAUGAAGAGGCUGAAGAAGAAGCAGGUCAGAAAGUGAAGUCAAAGAAGCUACAGAAGUCAAGCAAGAAACAUAAGUCUAAUAAGAUAACACAUGAAGAGGUUGAAGAAGAAGAAGAAAGUCAGAAAGUGAAAUCAAAGAAGAUACAGAAGUCAAGCAAGAAACAUAAUAAGAGAACACAUGAAGAGGUUGAAGAAGAAGGUCAGAAAUCUAAGUUUGAUCCCGUACACUAUUUUGCAUCAACAAAAUUUAUUACCAAAAGAAGAGCAGGAUUGUAUUAUAUAUGCAAAGACGAAGAAAUUACUAAAGUUGAAAGAUUUAAGGUUGAUGGUCAUGAUGAUGGCAAGGCUGAAAGUUAUCUUGAAAGUAAUUAUGAUCGUACUCAUAUUAUGGACAUUGCUGUUAUGCAUAUGGAGGAAGCUAUGGUUGAGGGUUGCGAGUCUGGACAAAGUGGAGGCAUGAUCACAAUUGAUUGUAUUGACCACAACAAUACAAUCACGAAUGUCUGUGAGAAAGAUAUAGAACAAUUGCGUCAGGAAAAGCUUCAACGAGAUAAAGCAUUUUACGAUGCUAAUAGUAAAAGAACAUCAAAACCUGUUUUAGCGAAGUACGACAUGUGGGGGUAGAAAAAUGUUACAGAGAUUGGGGGAGUUGAUGAGCUGACUGUUGAAGACAAUUGGAAGAGACAAAUCAAUCUGGGCUCUCACUGUUACCCUGUCAGAAAUAUGUUGUUUUGGUCAGUCAGCAUUAGGUUCUAUUGGUCGUAUUUGUCUUAUGUUAUAAUCUAGAUUAUUUUGUCCUCUACAGUUGUGGUUCUUCGAUUAGGACCGGUUAUGAACUUCUCUAUAUGUUGACUGGAAAGUUAUAAACUUUGGUCUGUCUUUCUUGGAAAUCUUGUUAAUGGACCAAUUUUGUCUAUGGUUAAUUGUUUGGUAUAGUGACCGAUUGUGGUGAUUUUGUACACCUUUAAACACAUUAUUGCAAGCAAGCAAACAAACAAGUUGAGCA